AUGAAGAAGAUACACAAGGCUAUUGUCUCUUCUACAGAGUCUUCUAAUCGCUUAGGCACCAGAAGCCCUGCAGCUGGCGGCUACAUUGCCAUCGACGGAUCUACUGGUAUCGGCGAAUGUGACAAUGUCGACGAAUAUGCCAACAUUGAGGUACCGAACGCUGGUAGCGAGUUUGCAUUCGUUAGCAACUUCAACGAUGUUAACUGGUUCGCUGACACGUACGAGCUGAGCAAUACCAGCGACUUCACCAGUGUUAACGGGCUCACCAACAUGGACACGUUCACUAUUGGUAACGCGUUCACCAAUAACCAUGCGUUCAACAAUGGCAGUAUGUUCACCAAUGGCAACGUGUUCACCAAUGCCAAUACGUUCACCAACAUCGACACAUUCGCCAACAUGGACGUGUUCAGCAACGGCGAUGCGUUCACCAAUGACUUCACCAACAUCAACACGCUCCCCAACAUCGACGAGUUCACUGAUCAGUAUGGGCUCGCCGGCAUCAAUGGGAUUAGCACCGCUAACGCUUCUGCGAGCAGCGAGUUCACCGGCUUGGAAGAAGUUGAUCAUAUGGACGGAUUCGACGAUCUUCAAUGGCUUCCUGGUGUUGAUGGUUUUACGAACUUCUGA
Molecule: messenger RNA, 627 nt
Organism: Didymosphaeria variabile
Lineage: Eukaryota; Fungi; Ascomycota; Dothideomycetes; Pleosporales; Didymosphaeriaceae
Exons: 1
Coding region: 1-627 (208 amino acids)
Source: RefSeq, a predicted model, not a curated record